UUCUGAUUGAGAAGGCGCUAGGAAGCGAAGUCGAGUCUACGUAAAUGAAUUUUUCUUCAGCCACUGAAUGCAGCAUCAUCUUUUCACUUGUAGAGGCAUGCCUUUUCACUUGUAGGAAACGAAAGAAAACGACCUUUAGCAGUAUUAUAGACUGUUAAAAAGCACACACUCACACAACUUCUGUGCCUGGGGUUUCACCUGUAGAAUCAUGAACAGGGUGUCGCUUGCACGACCAUACAACACAAAGUAGGCCUCCGACAUUAAAAGAACUGAGUCCGAGUUUACCAGUACAUGAGUCGUCCUAUUUGAAUAUUUUCGCACUGUGGACAUAGACGAGAGGCGGCAGGCAACGAAAAACGUUGCGGACAUCGACUAGGAGCGAGAGGUGGCAGGCAACAAAAAACGUUGUGGCCAUCGACGAGCAACGAGAGGUGGCAGUGAACGAGAUUUUUUUCCUUGACAUCGACUAGAAUACAGCGGGAUCUACUCGGCAUUUUGUGAGUGGCGCUAUAAUUUUCCAGCUUCUUCUUGCGGUGGGAUUGAAGGAAGUGCUGCUCCUCUGUAUCGUGGUGACGCAGCAGAAGCACAUUGCAAGGUCGAGAAUAGCCUACUGCGACGAGGAGCGGAGCUGCAGAUCUUUUUCGUCGACUGAAUAAAGAAAAAGAUCAUCUUUUUCAGAACGAGAACGAAGCCUACUACAAUUAAGUUACAUCUUUACAAUAUUUUGGAGCAUAGUUCUAGCGAAGAUAUAACGAGAAGCAGGAGCAAUACGAAACUCGAUCGAGUAUCAUUCUAGUACGAGAUUCACGACACAGACGACAGCAUAGAUCAUACGAAGUAGACGCCCACGGAGACCUGAAAGAGGUCACAACACGAACGACAUCAACACGAGUUCCUUCUGACAGGACGGAUGUCCAAAAAACAGAAGGGGCGGAAGAAGGGCGAAGAAGACCAGAAUGUGGCCAACGCGUGCGCUAGAAGUGACCUAUCGAAGUACGAGCAGCUGUUGGAAAAAGAAAGGGAAGAGAUACAGUUGAUCCUGAAGAAGCGUGAGGAGGAGCUAGCAGCGGAACUCGAGAAACAGAUCGAGAAAGAAAAGUCCGAGCUGGAAAGACAACAGGCGGAGGCGGUCCAGAAACAUGAGGAGGAACUAAGGCAACGGGUAUCUAUCAAGUUCAUGAUUAGUAUAAGUAAUUCGAAAAGUGUAUCAGUAUCUAUGAAGUUCAUAAUCAUAAGUACUUUGAUCUUAUUAAGAUAAAGCAUGAUGAUGAUUCUAAAUUCGAAAUCUUGAAGAUCAUGCUUGCUAGACUACGAAGACGAAAGUUUCGGAAUACUGAUCUGGGCAACAUUCCACUCACACGAGCGAGUAGCUGACUGAAAUAUCCGAGUGUCUCAGACGAUUACUCUCUGGGAUACUCGGCGAUUUCAGUUUGUCGAAUACUGGGGUUUUAUCUCGAUGCAGAUCAUGCUUGCUAGACUACGAAGACGACCUGAGGCAGUCGCACCAUGAUACUAAACUUGGAAGCUUGUUGUAGUUUCUUUAGGAUUGCUUCUGUCUUGUUCCUAACGAAUAAGUUCUCAUCAGCAUCGUUUUUUAGAGUUUGUCAAUAAUUGUACUUGAACAUGUUCGUAGUAUCAUUUUUGUUCUGGAUUUGUAAUUGUAUACCUGCUUCGCUGAGUGGGCGUGGAAUAAAGUACACAAACACGCUCCUUUCUAGGAGGAGAAGCUCCGGCAGUCGCUAGAGCGCGAGCGGGCGGACUUGGCUGCGAAAGCCGCGCAGCUUGAGAAGCAGGCUCAAAAGGAGGCCCAAGAUGCGGCUAAAAAAUACGACAAUAUCAAAAACCACGAGGGGCAGAAGGUGAAGAAGCAAGAAAAGGUACUUAAAUUUCUAAUUGCUUAUUCAUGGAGUCUGGCUGUUUAUUACAUACGGCAACAGCACUCUUCACACCUAUCCUUGAAAUCGAACUAGCACGAAACUUCUCCAACCUAAGUAAAGUUGAAGUACGAAGAUACUAACUUCGUUUUUUUUUUCAUUCUAAGACCAUCCUACCUACGCGUGAUGACCUCCAUCUUCAAUAUCUUCAAUAUCUUGCUGCAGCUAGUAAUUUACAAGCUUUAUAUCUAAUAAUUCGUCUUUCCUUCUCCAAUUAUAAUCAGCUCCUUGAGGAAUUUAAGAGCCAUGAGGAUCAACGCCUGGCGCAAAAGCUUGAGGAGGAAAACGAGAAAUUUCGCAAAGAGCGCAAUGCCAAACUGCAGGCAGAAAAGAAAAAAUUUUUGGAUAAGCUCCACGAAAAAGAAAAAAAGCUCCUAGCAAAGAAGGUACUUAUUAUUUUAGGAAGUAAAACUCUAUUCACGAUUGAAAAUUGCCGUUAAGGAUAAUACCUAAUAGAAGUACAAGUACUAUUUAAGGUACUUACCUAUUGAUUGCCAGCAAAGAAGUUUUUAUGUAGGAAGUUUGCAAUUUGUGAUAUGCCCGCAAAUGAUGGACCCACGACCUCUUGUACUUCUGAAAUAGUGCUAGGGAGAAUUUCUUGAUUUCAGAAGUACAAGAGGUCGUGAUUUGACAUAGGUGCUGAGGGGUAAGGAUAUGAUUGUCUUGAUGUUCAACGUCGUGAUUUGACAUAGGUGCUGAGGGGUAAGGAUGUUGCAUUUUCGUGUCCUGCAUAUAAUUGUUUAGUCUCCAAAAUAGUAAGUGUGAAACUAUGUGAGACUCAUACCAUGCGAUGUCUGCAGGAAAACGAGAUGCAUGCGUUACAGCAACGAAAAGACGACGAGCUAGCACGACUGAAGAAGGAGAUGGCAAAAGAGAAGAAGGAGUACGAGAGGAGAAUGAAAGACGAGUUUGAAUCCCAGCUACAACGCGAGCGUGAUAGCUGGGAGGCCAAAAAAAAGGAGGAAGAAGAUGUAACCUUUAAAGAUUAUGGAUUGGAGAUUCCUUUUUGCCUUUUGUUCCAUAAUAAUGGAAGCUUCGUUCUCCCUUUUUAGCUUCUCCAAAAACGAUGAAAGGUUCUGCAAUUUAUUGUGUUUUUCAGGUUGCUGUCCUCUAGGGUGUUUUUUGUCUACACUUGAAAUACAUAGUUCAAGAACAGCGGAUACGGAACCAAAUAAGGGUUUAGUAGGUGCUUUCCCUCCAUAUUUUGUUCGAUAGAAGAGCGGGCGCAGUCCUUCGUUCGUGAGAAGAGGACCUGAUACUGUUACUGUAUUAUGUGCCGCAAGACACAGUCUGGUGUACUUCAACUUAUUAGCUUUAUUAGACGCUGAGAUAGACGAGAAAGAGAAACCUUCAUUCUGCACACAUACACAAAUUGAAAUUUCCUCAGCUUCAGAUGUCGAGGUAGAUUCUGCACAGAAAUUUAUCGUGCUGUUUCUCAUGUGCUCUAAGACUGAGUGGAAUCCAAUUGGGUGCUUGUCGACAGCACACACGCGAUUAUCGAUGUGAACAAUGGAGAGGGAGAAUCGCCGUAA
Molecule: messenger RNA, 3466 nt
Organism: Amoebophrya sp. A25
Lineage: Eukaryota; Dinophyceae; Syndiniales; Amoebophryaceae
Source: the annotation of a GenBank genome assembly